UUGGAAAAGUUUGAGGGUCAAUAAAACUUGUCGAACGAGAAGUAAAACCCUAGCAUAGCAGGAACUGAACUCACUCAACUGACACUUUGAGUUAUCUCCGGCGAUUUCGCUCACGCGCCGAUCUCAUCUCCGGCGACUUCGCUAACGCGCCGAUAUCGGUGUAAGUUGGUUGAAUCAAGAGAAGACAAAAGAUGCCGCUAUAUGACUGUAUGCUGUUGCUGAAACCCCAUGUAAAGAAGGAAGCUCUGAUGGACCUUGUUGCAAAGGUUGGGAAGCAUGUCCAUAGAAAAAAUGGCGUCCUUACAGAUAUGAAGUCAUUUGGAACUGUUCAACUGGGUUAUGGCAUUAGGAAACUAGAUGGAAGGUACUAUCAGGGUCAGCUGAUGCAAAUGACAAUGAUGACACCACCGACCUUAAGCAAUGAGCUGCAUUACCUGAACAAAGAAGACCGCUUGCUCCGUUGGCUUUUGGUUAAGCAUCGAGACAUCAAAUUUGGAAUGGACUUCUUGGGUGAAGAUGAUACCAAGGCUGAACUAAGCAAGUUCAGGAGCAACUUGUACGAGGAUGAAGAAGAAGAAGAUGACGACGACGAUGACGAUGAGUAUAAUACGGAUGAAGCCGAGAGAAACAAAGUCUAGAAAGCUGAUGAAUUUCAAUAUGAGACCACACCUUUUUUGCCUGUUCAUCAGUAGUCAUUGUACCAUCUCAGUGAACAUAAUAUUGUUCGCCAAGAAGCUAGGUGGAGUCUUGUGGCUAACGAUUUUGUAGUGCAUGCUUUUGUUGCCUAAAAACUAGUUGAUUCAUUGUAGUCGGAUAUUGGAAUGUGUUUACACCAAAUAAGUGAAUGUAAGACACGCAUCCUUUUUAUACACUGUUAACUUAAUCAUGGUUAAUUCGUAGUAUGUAUUUUUGCAUUA
Lycium barbarum (goji berry) is the source of this 917-nucleotide messenger RNA. RefSeq lists its product as uncharacterized. The record is from RefSeq and is a predicted model, not a curated record. Gene Ontology annotation, biological process: translation. Gene Ontology annotation, molecular function: small ribosomal subunit rRNA binding; structural constituent of ribosome. The coding region runs from base 192 to 638 and encodes 148 amino acids. Lineage: Eukaryota; Viridiplantae; Streptophyta; Magnoliopsida; Solanales; Solanaceae. The transcript has 3 exons. Gene Ontology annotation, cellular component: ribosome.